Molecule: messenger RNA, 459 nt
Organism: Enterobius vermicularis (human pinworm)
Lineage: Eukaryota; Metazoa; Nematoda; Chromadorea; Rhabditida; Oxyuridae
Source: the annotation of a GenBank genome assembly
AUGAGAGAGCGCUGGAAGGAGAGGAAGAAGAAAGUAAGAAAACGUUUGCGUAGCAGGCGGAAAAAGAAACAAACUGCAGUUGGUUUGGCAGUAGUGGGGAGGGAGCAGAAGUGUCGUGGAAGCGUCAAAGAAGAUUGGUCUGGCAAUCAGAGAAGGGAACGGUCGAGGGAGAGGAAGGGAGCCUCGAUUGCAUUUGAGGACAAGACUGCAGCGGAAGGGAUUUUGGGAUCGAUUUAUCGUGGCUUCGAUGAACGCUUUCCAUGUUUUCGGUCUUUCAAAGUGAUAUUUAACGUAGGCUGGGCACUUUUAAGCAGUUGGCUUCCCCUAGCAUCAUCGAUAACGACGGCAAAAGCAACCGCGGCAGCAACGAAAUUAUUCGAAAAAAAAAAUGAAACCAUUUUUGGAAAGCAGAGAAAAAAUUUCCCUCCGCCUCUAUACAAAGGAAGCGUUUGGCUUUAA